AUGGCUAAGCGCUUGAUUCCCACCUUCAAUCGCAUUCUCGUAGAGAAAAUUGUUCCUCCCUCUAAGACUAGCGCUGGCAUUCUCCUCCCCGAGAAGUCUUCCCAGCUUAAUUCCGGUAAGGUGAUAGCAGUCGGACCCGGAUCACGAGACAAGACAGGGAACUUUAUUCCGGUGUCCGUCAAAGAAGGUGAUCGUGUGCUCUUGCCCGAAUACGGUGGAACGCAAAUCAAGCUCGAUGACAAAGAAAUAUACAAGUUAUCCGUUAGCUUGAAGACGCUAAAAGACAGAUUUUCUUCGAAAAAUUUGAUUGCGCCGUUACAAGAUACACAGCAAGGGUAG
Messenger RNA from Sphenostylis stenocarpa, 339 nucleotides. The record is from the annotation of a GenBank genome assembly. Lineage: Eukaryota; Viridiplantae; Streptophyta; Magnoliopsida; Fabales; Fabaceae.